This is a messenger RNA of Cataglyphis hispanica, 498 nucleotides long. Its product is annotated as smoothelin-like protein 2. The record is from RefSeq and is a predicted model, not a curated record. Gene Ontology annotation, biological process: actin cytoskeleton organization. The coding region runs from base 1 to 498 and encodes 165 amino acids. Gene Ontology annotation, molecular function: protein binding. Lineage: Eukaryota; Metazoa; Arthropoda; Insecta; Hymenoptera; Formicidae. The transcript has 4 exons. Gene Ontology annotation, cellular component: microtubule organizing center; filamentous actin.
AUGUAUCCCAUUCAUUUUUCAGUCCCGAAAAAACCGCUGUCGCCGUUCGCCAAGUUUCGUCAGCUCGAUAGGCAGAACAGCGCCCCUUUAUCGUCAAGUCCUGUAAAAUCACCAGCGACCGAAUUUCGAUUCAAAUUUACCGAACCAACUGUACGAGACAAUGCUGUGCAAAUUAAAGAACGGCUGUUGGCAUGGUGUCGGUCAAAAACCAAAGAGUACGAGAAUGUGCAGCUCGAUAACUUUUCGACAAGCUGGAAUAACGGCUUAGCAUUUUGCGCGUUAAUUCAUCACUUUAGACCGGACGCUUUUGAUUACAAUUCUCUACGUCCGGAGAAUCGCAGGAAAAACUUUGAACUUGCUUUCACGAAGGCCGACGAAGUCGCUGGAAUCGCGCCAUUACUUGAUGUCGAAGAUAUGGUGAUGAUGCAACGACCGGAUUGGAAGUGCGUCUUCACAUACGUUCAAUCCAUCUAUCGUCGCUUUAAAGAUGAGGACUAA